GCCGGCGGGGGGCGGCGGCGCCUCCUCCUCCUCCUCCUCCUCCUCCUCCACCACCACCACCACCACCUCCACCUCCUCCUCUUCGUCCUCCUCUUCGGACAUGUCGACCGCGGCUGUGGCGGUGGCGGCCGCUUCCCGGCGGCAGUCAUGUUACUUGUGUGACCUGCCCCGCAUGCCCUGGGCCAUGAUCUGGGACUUCACCGAGCCCGUAUGCCGAGGCUGCGUCAACUACGAGGGCGCUGACCGGGUCGAGUUUGUCAUCGAGACGGCGCGGCAGCUCAAGCGGGCGCACGGCUGUUUCCCGGAGGGCCGCUCUCCGCCCGGCUCGGCCACGGCGGCCGCAUCGAAGCCGCCUCCACUCUCCACCAAGGACAUCCUCCUGCAGCAACAGCAGCAGCAGCAGCAGCUGGGCCACGGCACUGCCGGCGUUGCUGAGGCGGCCUCGCGGGCCCCGCAGGGCCUGGAACGCUACCCCCUGGCGCCCGCCGCCGCCACUGCCGAACGGGCUCCCCCGAGACUGGGCUCCGAGUACGGAACGGGCCGCCAGCCUGCGGGCGGGCCUACGACCCCGCAGCCGCAGCAGCAGCCGCCGCCCCCGCCUCAGCAGCAGCAAGUGAACGGCAUCCUGGUGCCCAAUGGCUUCUCCAAGCUGGAGGAGCCGCCCGAGCUCAACCGCCAGAGCCCCAACCCGCGGCGCAGCCACGCGGUGCCCCCCACCCUGGUGCCGCUGAUGAACGGCUCCGCCGCGCCGCUUCCCGCGGCUCUGAGUCUCGGCGGCCGUGCCGCCGCAGCCUCGCUCGCUGCCAUCUCCAGUAACGCCGGGCCCCCCCUGGGCCCCGCGCAGUCCGCGGAGCUGAGCGGACACAAGCGGCCCAGCUCGGUGUCCGGCGGCGGAGGCGGAGGCGGCGCGGGGACCGAGCAUGAGCCGCGGGAGGCAGCCAAGGAGAAGCAGCCCCAGGCUGCUCACCGGGGUCCCGCGGACAACCUGGCGGCCACCGCGGCUGCCGUCUCAGUGCCGGGCGCGGCUGAACUCGGCGGGGAGGGAGGAGGCAAGGGCCGGGGGCCCGGGGAGCAGGACUGGGUGAACAAGCCUAAGACGGUGCGGGACACGCUGCUGGCGCUGCAUCAGCACGGCCACUCGGGGCCCUUCGAGAGCAAGUUCAAGAAGGAGCCGGCCAUGGCCCCUACCAGGAUGCUGGGCUUCGAGGCCAACGGCGCCAACGGGGCCAAAGCAGUUGCUCGUACAGCGAGGAAGAGGAAACCUUCCCCAGAACCGGAAGGUGAAGUUGGUCCUCCCAAGAUCAAUGGAGAGGCACAGCCAUGGUUAACAACCCAAACAGAAGGGAUGAAAAUCCCCAUGACUCCCACGCCGUUUGUGUCUCCACCACCACCCACUGUCUCACCUCAUUCCAACCGGACCACACCGCCAGAAGCGGCUCAGAAUGGUCAGUCCCCCAUGGCAGCUCUGAUCUUAGUAGCAGACAAUGCAGGGGGCAAUCACGCCUCCAAAGAUGCCAACCAAGUUCACUCCACUACCAGGAGGAAUAGCAACAGUCCACCUUCCCCAUCCUCUAUGAACCAAAGAAGGCUGGGCCCCAGAGAAGUGGGGAACCAGGGGUCCAGCACUGGGGGACUGGAACCGGUACACCCCGCCAGCCUCCCGGACUCCUCUCUGGCGGCUAGUGCCCCACUGUGUUGCACCCUGUGCCAUGAGCGUCUCGAGGACACCCACUUCGUACAGUGCCCCUCGGUUCCUUCGCACAAGUUUUGCUUUCCUUGCUCCAGACAAAGCAUCAAACAGCAGGGAGCUAGUGGAGAGGUCUAUUGUCCCAGUGGGGAGAAAUGCCCUCUGGUGGGCUCCAAUGUCCCUUGGGCCUUUAUGCAGGGGGAAAUUGCGACCAUUCUUGCUGGAGAUGUGAAAGUGAAAAAAGAAAGAGACUCGUGACUUUUCCAGUUUCAGAAAAACCCAAUGAUCACCCUUAUCUAAAACUGCUUGAAUUGUGUAUAUAUCUCUCUCUAUAUAUAUAUCCAAGACAAGGGAAAUGUAGACUUCAUAAACAUGGCUGUAUAAUUUUGAUUUUUUUUGAAUACAUUGUGUUUCUAUAUUUUUUUUUUGACGACAAAAGGUAUGUACUUAUAGAGGCAUUUUCCUCUUUUGUUAACGUUAUUAGCAGAUCUUUGUGCUUUAUUAUCCUGGUGACAGUUACUGUUUAAUGUAGGCUGUGACUUGCGCUGCUUUUUAGAGCACUUGGCAAACCAGAAAUGCUUCUAGCUGUAUUUGUAUGCACUUGUUUUAAAAAGAAAAAAAAGCCAAAUACAUUUUCUGACAUUGUAAGAUCGCCUUACUGUCUGUUAUUCCUUAUUCUUGGCCCCUUUCUUUAAUCGAAAAGGAGGCAGAAUAACUGAGAAGGAAAGCAAAUGGAAGGGACAAGAUGGUUAAGUGGGGGUAUCACUAUAGGAAAUAACAAAGGGGUUCACAUCUAAACAUUGUCCUUGUAUAGUAAUAAAAAAGUAGACUGAAUUUUUCUGUACUACUUAAAGUUCAAUUCUUGGGCCAUAGGGUGACUUGUCUGAGAGGCGCUGCUGAGUUAGGGAUUUCUGGGAUUGUAUUGCGUGGUGUGUGUGUGGUUUUUGUUGUUGUUGUUGGGUUUUUUGUUUUUUGGGGGAGGGGUUUGGAUUUUUUUGGUGUGUUUUUAAAAAGCAAACGACCACUGUUCACGUGAUCAGUUGUAAGAUUACAAAGCUGCAUGCUUUAGUUUAUUACAUAAUGUACAAUUUCAGUGAUGGAAAGCAAUUAUAAUUGAUUGUGGUGUAUACAGCAUGGCACUGCCAUCUUUGAAAAGAUCCUAGCUCUGCAGCGCCACUUUAUAUUUUUUUAAACAACGCCCUAGAAACUCUCGUUUUUGUUUUUUUGUUUUUCCUUUGAGAGAAGUCACAAGAGAAGUUGUAGUGUAGUGAACUUUGAAAUUAUUGGGGUGGGGAGGGAGGGGGGAAUCAUCAGUUACCUGUAGUAUUGUUGCUAUUGAUGCUAUCAUCUACAUCCUAUUUCCAGUUAGUGGUAAAUACAGUGUGGUACAAUGACAGCAGCAACUGAGGUUCUGCCAGAAUUGCCUCCAGGCAUAUCAGUGACAGCCCAAAUGUGGGUGGAGGAAACCUGUAAUUUCCUUCUUACAUGUGUUUGAAACACAAAGUGAAUAAAUAAUAUUGUUCUGAAAAGUGAUCAAAUAAAAUACUGAAAAUGAAAGAAAUUAAGAAUUUUACAUAAGACAUACCCCAUUUUAAAAACUAUUUUUGGAAACUUUUUGUAAAUUGAAUUUCUUUUGAUCAAAAUUUUGCAUCAGUAAAUGAUUUUUUUGAAACCAAUAAAUCAGUUAUUAGAAAUAGUUGUGUUACAUUGUACUGGGGGAGGGGGAGGGGGGGAAAGUGUGUGCUAUUAUACAUAAUAUUAUCAGGAACAGUAUUUCAAAAUCCUCUUGGUCUAGUGUUUCAAAGUUGACCAUUAAAAAAAAAGAUUAGUCUCUUGAAGAACUGAAGGGCCUACUUGGACAGUUUUUGUGUUCACAUUCGUACCUGCACAACUUUUAUUUUGAAAAAUACAAAAUUUACCAGCUUUUAGAUUGUCUUCAGUUAAUUUUUUUAAAAAAUUCUGACAUUUAUACAGAAUUCAGUGGAUGAAAUUUUUAAAAAACCAUGGGUCAAGUUGUUAACACUUGAACAUCAGAUACUGUACCAAGUAGAGCAUUUUUUCUUACUGUUUUUAAUGACUACACUCGAAUUAAUCCUGUCCAGAUCCCUAUUAUAUCCAUAUUAUCAUUAUGACAAUAUAUGCAGACUUGAAUGAUUAACCAAUUUAAGUAAUUUUUAUGCUUUUUACAAAACUGAAGUAUAUUUGACUGUCAAUCCAGACCAGUCUGUUAUGUAAACACAAUGCAGAAACACAUAUAGGCAGUUUUAAAUGCACAUAAACACAGCUGUAAAGAAUUCUUUGGAACCAUGUUGGUCUGUUGUUUAAAUGUUCAUCUAGAUACUUUAUUAAAAAGUGGAUUUUGGCUCACAGAUAUAACAAGUUAGGCAGUCAGUUGACCCAGUGUGUUGUAGCUAUCUGUAGUCUUGCAAUCUUAAUACAGAUGUUCCUACAGAAAGUGAAUAACCAUUUCUUGCUGUUUAGAUAAGACUUCAUCCAGCUGUGGAACCAGUAACUAAAGGUUUCUCUGGGCUGAUGUUACAGUGGAAGAGAGUUUGAGACUUGAUCAAAAUGUCUCCUGCAAAAGGUCUGAGUAGCAUUUGUACAAGAUUUCAUGGAAUUCUUUUAGUUGGGUAGUAUUAAUAUCUUUGUUAUUUUCUGGCAUUCAUUUAUGUAUUUAAAAGCCCAGGAAUUGUUGGGACCAGACCUUGCUUGACUUUUUAUUGUACCUGAUGACAGUGCAGAAGGAACUUCCACAGCUGGAUAAGAAAUGUCAGUGAUCUACCAUACCUAGGCAGUAUCAAAUUUCCAAUUCUAAUAGCUCAGCAAUGUUUUCAGCACUAAUAACAAAAUUUGGGGGGUAGGGGGAGUGUUGUACCUAUCUCUUUAUGCACUAGCAGUUUCUUAAAUUAAACAUGUACCAUCUCUAAUGUGUCCUUCUAUUAAACUUUAUGACAAUGUACAGAUAGAUGGUUUACAACUUUUUGUGAUAAAACUUCCCUUGGCCAGCAAGUCUUUGAAAGGUGCCUCAUUUUGUACCACCUUUUAACCUUUGGUUUUUUCAUUUAGAGGAAAACAGUUGAAAGGGAUACAAAUUUUUUUCUUGACUUGGUAGUGAUAACAAAAUGAGUGUGAAAUCUUUGCUAUCACCAUUAUAGCCUACAAUUUCUCAUUAGACUUUCACCCAUACUGUCAUUUGUUAUAUUAAUAAUUAAAAAUUUUAGCAUUAAAUAAAAUGACAUUGGGAGCGAU
This is a messenger RNA of Phascolarctos cinereus (koala), 4936 nucleotides long. RefSeq names its product interferon regulatory factor 2 binding protein 2 (gene IRF2BP2). Gene Ontology annotation, molecular function: transcription corepressor activity. NCBI's taxonomy places the organism in Eukaryota, Metazoa, Chordata, Mammalia, Diprotodontia, Phascolarctidae. Gene Ontology annotation, biological process: regulation of transcription by RNA polymerase II. Gene Ontology annotation, cellular component: nucleus. The record is from RefSeq and is a predicted model, not a curated record.